Messenger RNA from Nerophis lumbriciformis (worm pipefish), 1569 nucleotides. The record is from RefSeq and is a predicted model, not a curated record. NCBI's taxonomy places the organism in Eukaryota, Metazoa, Chordata, Actinopteri, Syngnathiformes, Syngnathidae.
AUGUACCCUGCCGUCGAACUCCCUGAACAGCUCAACAUCGCGGAUCGCUUUCUCGGCGCUCGCUUGCAGGCCGGACAAAGUAAGCGAAUCGCCUUGCGGCUGGCCGACCGAAACCUGACCUACAUCGAGGUUUACGACCUCGCCCAACGCUUUGCCCACGCCCUGCGCGAGCUUGGUGUGCGGCCCGAAGAGCGGGUCAUGCUGGCCCUGCCCGAUGGCGCCGAGAUGGUCGGUGCCAUCUUCGGCACUCUGCAGAUCGGCGCGGUAGCGGUGAUGGUCAACCCGGCCUUGGGCGAAACCGAGGUGGCGGCGCUCUACGGCUACACCCGCUGCCGGGCCUUGGUCGUCGAUGGGAGCGUUCUUGGCAUCUUCGAAGCGGCGCGGCGGGGCUCAAACUGGCCGGUCGAUUUGCUCACCGUGGGCCCGAGGGGCGGCGACCCAAAGUCCCACUGCACCGACUUCGCCGACAUUCCGCCGCCGCACGAGCCGAUUCCGUGCUUCCCAACUCACUGCGACGACGCCGCUAUCUGGUUGUUCUCCGGCGGCACCACCGGCCGGCCCAAGGCGGUGGUGCAGAGCCACCGUUCGUUCGCCAACACCACCGAGCUCUAUGGUCGCCGCACGCUGGGCUACUGCGAAGACGACAUCACCUUGUCGGUGCCCAAGCUGUUCUUCGGCUACGCCACCGGCUCGAACCUGUUCUUUCCCUUUUCGGUGGGAGCCAGCGCGGUGCUGUUUCCCGAGAAGCCCACCGCCGACGAGCUCUUCCGUCAAAUCGCUCGCCACCGGCCGACGAUUCUGAUCAACGUGCCGACAGUCGUCAGCCGUAUGCUGGCUCACUCGGACGCCGGUAGCCAAGAUCUCUCCUGCCUACGCCUUGCCACCUCGGCCGGCGAGGCAUUGCCAGCAGCGCUUUACGAGCAGUGGAAAGAGCGCUUCGGCAUCGAGCUGCUCGAUGGCUUGGGCACCGCCGAGAUGUGGCAUGUCUUCCUCACCAACCGACCCGGCGACGUCCGUCCCGGUACGCUCGGCAAGGUGGUCGAGGGUUUCGAGAUCGAGGUUCGUGACGACCAAGAACAGCCGGUUGAAGACGGCGAAAUCGGUCGCCUCUGGGUGCGCGGUGCUUCGCGAGCCAACUGCUACUGGCAAGAGGCCGAGAAGAGCGCCGAUGCCUUCCGCGGUGAGUGGUUCGCCAGCGGCGACUUGGUGUGCCGUGACCCGGAAGGCUACGUCAGCUUCUGUGGCCGUUCCGACGACGUGCUCAAGAUCGGUGGCAAAUGGCUGGUGCCGAAAGAGCUCGAAGACUGCCUGCUAGAGCAUCCCCGAGUCGAAGAAUGCGCGGUCCUCGGCGCCCUCGACGCCGACGGCUUGACCAAGCCCUACGCAUUCGUCCUUGCUCCCGGCGCCGACGCUGAUCUCGACGAACAGCUCAAACGCCAUGCCCUGGACUUCUUAGCGCCUUACAAACACCCCCGCCGCGUCCUGGUCAUGGACGAGCUCCCCCGAACCCACCUGGGCAAGGUCGACCGCGGCGCCCUCAAGCGCCUCUUGCAAGAAGACCAAGCCUAG